AGGGAGCCCCUCCAGCGCAGGCGCCUUUCGGCCCUGGAGGCGGAACCUUCCCUUAAGUCCCCUCCACUCUCGCGGCCCAGAGCGACCCCGGCGGCCGCGCGUGCGCGUUCGCGCCCGAGAGCAGCAAGCGCUUCCGGAGAGAAAGGUCACGGGGGCACAAUGCGCUUGGGUCCGGAUGUUUUCCACCUGCUCGCUUCUACGCGCAUUUGGGAUGGUGAAACCAACAGCUGCCUCUCUUUGGGCCCUGUGGACCCAGCUGUGUCUCCCAAGGAGUCCUGGGUACAAUGUGAGGGAGAGCAGACCCCUGCUGGCUACACGAGGGACUGUCCCGGGGCUCUUCCAAUGGCUCCUUCCCACUGCUCUUUCAGGGAAAGGGGCAGUGGGUGGCCAGGAGGACCUCACAGGCUUCUCAGGUCCAGAGACCCAAGCACCUCAGCAGCAAGAAGAGGCAAGACCCCAGAACCACCUGGCGCCUCUGUCUACAGUUUCCUCCCUGGUUGUGAUGCGAGACCAGGCUCCAAGGAUAGGAGUUUUGAGAGUCCACUGAAGAUGGCACCAUCUUCCCACUGCCUGGCUGGAGAGAAAGGCCUUGUGAACACAGGGAGAAAACAGCCACCUGCAAGCCAGAGGAGAGACCUCAUUAGAACGCAACCAUGUGGCAACCUGAUCUGGGACCUUCAGAACAAAGACAAUAAAUUUCUGUUGUUUAAGCCAUUUGGUCUAUGGCAUUUGGUUUUGGCGUCCAAGCAGACGAAGACCACGGGGAAAUAGGUGCCUGCCAAAUUGUUAGAUGGACUGGAAAAGCAGGACUUUAUAAUGAAGCCCCAGAAAGGAUGGUCCAGUAGGAGCCCCUACCUCUGCCGCAGUCGGGGGGAAGGGAGAAUGAAGAGGCUACGGCUGGAACUAAUAUCAUGGAUGCAACCCCAAAGCUCCACAGGAAUCGGUGCCAGGCUUCCACCACCGUCCCAGACACUGAACACUGUGGGUGCUGCCGCAGGAAGACCCCAUCUCCAGGGGCUGGCCUGCCAGCAGAAAUAGCAGAGCAACAAGAAUGCAGUCUCAUCACCCUCCCAACUUUCAAGUCCGGAACAAUGCACUUUGCAUCCAGACCUUUAGCUGCGAGGAAAGCUAAGAGAUGAGUUUCUUGGCUUUCCAACCUCUGCAAGUGCUGGAAGGUACUAGAAGGAGGCGGGAAUGGAUGCUGGGGGCCGGUCCAUCUUGUCCACACACUGGGGCAGUGGGGGUAGAAGUUAAUGCUGGAAAGCUACGUUGGGGUUAGAGUUUGAAAGGUUGUUGAAUGGGUUUGGAGUGGGGGACGGGGCAAGACUGGGCAGCUGCCAAGAUGAAGCAAGGCUCUGAAAGCUAAUCGAGGGCUCUGGAAAGCAGAAAGCUCUGGCGUGUGCAUAAGAAUCACUUGGGGAUUAUCAAUUCUGAUCAUCGGCAGGACCCAGGAAUCUGUAUUUCUAAUAGGAAAAUCCUGCCCCAGUGCCCCUUCUUCUGUGAUUCUGAUGGAUGUGGACCCUAGGCUUUUAGGAACAUUGUCCUGGGACAGGAGCUCUGAUGGGCAAUUCCACAUAGUACAGUGAGCUCUGAAAAGGUUCCAUUUGUCUGGGGCACAGUUAGCCCAGUUAGCGCCUUCUUCUCCUUCCUGAGAGCUAGUUCUAAAGACCGGAUGCUUGAACCCUGAAAAAUACCAGUGAUAGUGGGAGUGCAGGGGCAGGGGGCUCUGCUGGAACCCAGGAGUCUAGGGAUUUAACGCAUCCCCCACCCCCGAAAAAAACCACCCAGGAAGAACUAGGUGGUCAGUCAGUGACAAGCACAAGCAUCUCUUGGAGCUGUGGCUCACUGUGUUCUCCCUGCAGCCCCCGGCACUGGUGUUCAGGACCUUUGGGACCCUAUUUUGAUAGCAGAGGUCAGACAGUGCCUUAAACCCUGGGGGGUUCAAGGAUUUGACAGAAAAGGAGCAAGCUGAAACAGAAACAGGGGACAGGAGA
Molecule: messenger RNA, 1994 nt
Organism: Herpailurus yagouaroundi (jaguarundi)
Lineage: Eukaryota; Metazoa; Chordata; Mammalia; Carnivora; Felidae
Exons: 6
Coding region: 160-771 (203 amino acids)
Source: RefSeq, a predicted model, not a curated record